Messenger RNA from Erpetoichthys calabaricus (reedfish), 650 nucleotides. RefSeq names its product histone H1-like. Gene Ontology annotation, biological process: nucleosome assembly. The coding region runs from base 17 to 622 and encodes 201 amino acids. The transcript has a single exon. Gene Ontology annotation, cellular component: nucleosome. Lineage: Eukaryota; Metazoa; Chordata; Cladistia; Polypteriformes; Polypteridae. The record is from RefSeq and is a predicted model, not a curated record. Gene Ontology annotation, molecular function: DNA binding; structural constituent of chromatin.
UCGAAGUGUGAGAGAAAUGGUUGAAACCGCGCCAGAAGCUCCCGCCGCUCCUCCGGCCAAGUCGCCAAAGAAGAAAGCGAGCUUGAAGCCGAAGAAGAAGACCGGCCCUAGCGUGUCCGAUUUGAUCGUGAAGGCUGUGUCGGCUUCAAAGGAGCGUCAUGGGCUCUCUUUGGCUGGGCUUAAAAAGGCACUGACAGCUGGCGGCUAUGAUGUGGAGAAGAACAACGCCCGCGUUAAACUAUCCGUGAAGAGCCUUGUGAGUAAAGGCUCUCUCGUGCAGACAAAAGGUACCGGCGCCUCUGGAUCUUUUAAAAUCAACAAGAAGCAGGCAGAGACCAAGGAGAAACCCGCAAAGAAAAAGGCGGCUCCAAAGAAGAAACCAGCAGCGAGAAAGCCCGCAGCUGCAAAGAAAGUGAAAAAGCCGGCAGGUAAGAAACCCGCAGCAGCCAAGAAGACCGCUAAGAAGCCUGCUGCAGCCAAGAAAGCCACCAAGAGUCCCAAAAAGGCGAAACCGGCCGCGAAGCCCAAAAAGGCAACAAAGAGUCCGAAGAAGCCUAAGGCAGCCAAGCCUAAAGUGGCUAAACCUAAAACCGUAAAGAAGGCGGCACCGAAAAAGAAGUAACUGGUUUUCGUAACCUGAAAUUUGUAUA